This is a messenger RNA of Miscanthus lutarioriparius, 1269 nucleotides long. The record is from the annotation of a GenBank genome assembly. NCBI's taxonomy places the organism in Eukaryota, Viridiplantae, Streptophyta, Magnoliopsida, Poales, Poaceae.
AUGGCAAACGCAAGAAACAGGAAAGCAAGAACCGGAAGAAGCAGCCAAUAUACAGAACGAGCCAGCACACCGUUUUCUCAUACGGUUGGCCCCGGAAUUAGGCGCCUCGAUUGCUUGCUAGCCGCCGGAUUAAUCUUUCCCUACCCCAAGGCUCAGGUUUUAGUGGGAUAUGAUGAAGCUAAAAGUAGGCGACUUCCGUUCUAUAGGGAUGUUAAGCCUGAAGACUGCCGUUCAGGCUCAGGUCUUCCACAUUUGGUUGCUCAAGCGAAGUUUGCAGCCAUGAACAUGCAGACUGAAGAUGUCAAGCCUCGUCCACCAGUUGAAGUCAGACGAAGUAGAUGGGUUCUUGGUGAUGUAACCGAGGUGUUGGAUCAUAAUUCGUGGAGGCUUGGGAAGAUUACAGAAGUGCUGAACAAUGACUGUUUUGUCAUCAGGCUAGCGGGUUGCAUCCAACCAAGAGAAUUCCACAUAUCUUGCUUGAGAAUUCCACAUGAUAGCAAGCAGUUGACUGUAGGAGACAGGGUCAUUCAACUGAAUCAACCAAUCCGAUUUGCUGACUGCUCCUCUCAUCACUCAAAAUUUGUGAUGGAACAGGACCAUCAAGCCUAUGAAGAGGUUGCUCACCAUGCUAAGAGGAAAGCAGCCAAUAUUUGUGCUUCCACUGGUGCUAGAGCUGUCAAGAGAAAACUAGAAGCGAGUAGGAUUCCACCUAAUGAUUUAGUUAGAAGAACAGGCAAGGAACGGAAAGUAUCUGCAUAUGAAUUUCGUCAGUUAACCAAGAAUGAGUUGCCUCUGAAGGUGUCUGCUAGGAAUGCUAUCGAUGGAGAUCACUUUCAUAGGCCUUUAAGUAGAAGAUACAAUGAUCUUACCAAGAACAUUUCUGAGAUAAAAACAGUUUGCAAAGUUCUUCCUUUGUCUGAGAAACCUUUGCGCAUCAGAGAAGAGAACGAGUGCUCAGUGGCUAGUUGCAGCGCAAAUUACUACUGUACCAUUGAUAACCAACAAUCAGUCGGGACCGGCAGUUGUUUCCCUGAUGAUGUUAUGUCUGCAUGUCAAUCUGGGCAGGAGAUUAAGAACGCCUAUGGCUCUGGUUUAUUUCUGAAUGUCCAUGAGCUGGAGCUGCAAGCAUACCAAUCCACCGUCAGAGCUUUCCAUGCUGCAGGACCUCUGACAUGGGAGCAAGAGUCACUCCUGACAAACCUGCGCCUCUCGCUCAACAUCUCGAAUGAGGAGCACUUGCUUCAGUUGAGGCAUCUCUUAUCUCUUUGA